Messenger RNA from Papilio xuthus (Asian swallowtail), 825 nucleotides. RefSeq lists its product as uncharacterized. The transcript is spliced from 3 exons. Bases 265 to 633 code for a protein of 122 amino acids. NCBI's taxonomy places the organism in Eukaryota, Metazoa, Arthropoda, Insecta, Lepidoptera, Papilionidae. The record is from RefSeq and is a predicted model, not a curated record.
GUGAACCGUGACUUGUCUCUUAUUAAUUCAAAGAUAAUGAAAGGGAUGGCAAUAUGAUUUUAUACAAAAUCUACAGUCAGAAACUUUAAGAUCUUAUCAAAUGCAAGACUUGCAACUUAUCAUUGUUGAGAAGUGUAAUUAAUACGUCGCGAGUGUUUGUGCGUUACGGUCUAAAGUGCUUGAAAUCAGUGAGUGUUAACAAAAGGAAGCAACUAGCAAAUACAAUGCAAAAAUAUAUCCGAUAACUGUUGCAUUGGAAGAAAAAUGGCGAAGUUCAUUAAAUCUUUCUUUCAAACACCAUCUGACAAGAGGAGGAACUCUCAAUAUGGUAACGAAGAUGAUGGUACAUUAACGCCACCUCUCGGCGGAAGACGGAAGCUCUCUAUAUCGAGGUCGGGUAGAAUGAAACAGAGUAACAAGAAGAGACAUUCUAUAUCUUUAGAUAUGUACGGCGAGAAUCUCCAGUCGACAGAAAAGACAAAGGCGGUGGAAUACCACGUCAAUAAGCCAGUGAAUCAAUCAGUCAAAAAUGAUCUCAAACAAGAAGACAAAAUUGAAAGGCGACACAGUAUGGAAGUGAGGACACCUGAGGAAGAAAUCGAUAUAGCAUUCAAUGUCAUUGAUAAAACAUAAGAUAUGACAAGUACGUUUGUAUAGUCCGACAAACAUAUCUGGCCCGGUGUAUUAAAUAGGCGCUCUGUAACAACUCAAAAAAACUGCAACAACAGACUGUAGCUAUCUUAUCUCCUGUGUCAUUUUCCAUGUCCAUAGAUUCGCGAGAAAAUGAAUUAUUAUAAACAGAUUAAUACACGGAAUAUCCCAGAG